AUGGGGUUGGUUCAAGAAGCUGUCAUGGUUGGUUGGGCAAUUCGGAAGGCUCAGAAUGAUAUGCUCUGGAAUGGUAAAAGCUGUAGUGUUGCUGAUGUUGUUUGGCUGGCUUGUACCACUCUUCAACAAUGGUUGUGUGCUCAGGCUAAGCGGCUAGACUCGGGUUCCCUGCCGUCUAAUCGUACUGAUACGAGAGAACACUGGUCCAAACAGGCUGCUGAACAGAUAAAAAUUAAUGUGGAUGGGGCGGUUUUUGAAGACACAAAUGAGAUCGGUACUAGUUUUGUAGCACGCGGCUGUGAUGGUCGAAUAAUUGAGGGGUUUUCAACUAUUUCUUCUGUUAGUUGCCAACCCGAAAUUGCAGAAAUUAUAAGCGUCAAGGAGGUACUUAGUUGGAUAAAGAGGAAUAACAAGUCAAAUGUCAUUUUAGAGACGGAUUGCAUUUUAGUUGUUCAAGCUAUUCUUAGUUCGGUCUCUAUGCCUUCUAUUUUUGUUUUCCACGCAGAAGUAGUUGCUUUACUAGUAGGUUUGCGUUGGGCUCAAGAUGUGGGACUUCCCGUGGAGAGGGUUUUUUCUGAUUCACUUUCUUUGGUCUCAGCUUUGGAGGGCCAGACUGUCCGCAACUUUAAUGUUGAGGCUCAUAGAUUGACUAAGCAUGCCCUUAGGAUAGACAAUGAACUUUCUUGGAUGGAAGAAAUCCCCCUCCCUCUGUGUAACUUUUGUUACCGUUGUUAUCUUAACCUUUACCGGUUACCCCAAUAA
This is a messenger RNA of Cannabis sativa, 762 nucleotides long. RefSeq lists its product as uncharacterized. The transcript has 3 exons. Lineage: Eukaryota; Viridiplantae; Streptophyta; Magnoliopsida; Rosales; Cannabaceae. Gene Ontology annotation, molecular function: nucleic acid binding. The record is from RefSeq and is a predicted model, not a curated record. The coding region runs from base 1 to 762 and encodes 253 amino acids.